Rotaria sordida is the source of this 261-nucleotide messenger RNA. Lineage: Eukaryota; Metazoa; Rotifera; Eurotatoria; Philodinida; Philodinidae. The record is from the annotation of a GenBank genome assembly.
AUGGAAGGUGACACUGGCACAACAGUAGCUGGCAACGCAGAUGGAAGUUCAGGUUUAUCAAAAACAGCAUUGCACUUUCCGGCGGGGAUAGUACUCGAUGAACAUGAUAAUAUGUAUUUCACUGAUAGAGAGAAUCAUCGAGUUAUGUACUGGGAAAAAGGUGCGUUGGAAGGCUCAACAUACGCUGGCACUGAAGGUGUUGCCGGCGACAACGACAAUCAAUUUAAGUUUCCUACCGCUCUUGAACGUUUACUAAGUUGA